AUGUUGAAAAAGGACUCCACUCUCGUCAGUGUACUGAAGCGGAAUGUACCGUUUGCUGUAGAACUCUCGUCACGCAGAGUAGGGCCGUCUGUCGCUACUGGAGUACUGUCACCGUUCGAGUACUCACAGUGUGCCGCUCCCAUCGUUCCCGACAAGAAGAAGAAUGGAACACUGCGCAUCUGUGCUGACUUCUCCACGUGCAUUGAAGCUGAACCGACACCCGCUGCCUACUGCCGCGGACAUCUUCACCAAGCGAUGGAGGAACCGUUUUCACGAAUAUCGACCUUCAUGCUGCUUACUUGCAAUGAAGCCGUUGCCUACCUGGAUGAUGGGGCACGAAGGAAUCGCGAAGAGCACGAUGCGAACGUCUUCAAGCUAAUCCAGCGUCUUCAAGACUGUGGGAUGCGUGUUCGCCGUGAGAAAUGUUACUUUGCUGAGCCUAGCAUAGUGUUUUACGGUUUCAUCGUCGACGCGGAAGGAAGGCGCCCGACUCUGAGAGGAUUGCCGCCAUCGCCCAUAUGCCACCGCCCCGACAUCUGA
Messenger RNA from Cylicostephanus goldi, 540 nucleotides. NCBI's taxonomy places the organism in Eukaryota, Metazoa, Nematoda, Chromadorea, Rhabditida, Strongylidae. The record is from the annotation of a GenBank genome assembly.